AUUUACUCACUUAAAUAUCCAUGUUAGGACUGUGCCUAAAUAAGGAAGAGGGCCUAAAAAUACUUAAGGCACCAAUUGAUAUUUAGAUCUGAACACGGCUAUAAUGAUAAAAUGUCGUUGGAGAUUUUAGCUCAAGAAAAAGUAUGGCUCGAUAAAUCAAAAUAUGCCGAUGCAGAACGUGUGUAUUAUGAAAAACUAUCGAAGAAUUCAUCAAGUAAUUCAAGCUCAUUGAAUCAAGAUAUUGAACAAUUACAAAGUCUUAUGGUACAGUUAGAAGCUCGUGUUGCAUCAUUGGAAACCAAAAAAGCAGCACAGUCUCCUAAACCGGAAGAAAAAGAAACACCUAAAAAAAAUGACAAGGAAGAUGAUGAUGUUGAUUUGUUUGGAUCAGAAUCUGAAGUAAAUAUUUUUACAUUAAUUAUUUUAAAGACUUAUUUUUCGAUUUUACGUGUUAAUUAUAUUCAG
Messenger RNA from Diuraphis noxia (Russian wheat aphid), 465 nucleotides. It is a transcript of the gene eEF1delta, whose product is annotated as elongation factor 1-delta. Gene Ontology annotation, molecular function: guanyl-nucleotide exchange factor activity; translation elongation factor activity. Gene Ontology annotation, biological process: translational elongation. The record is from RefSeq and is a predicted model, not a curated record. Gene Ontology annotation, cellular component: eukaryotic translation elongation factor 1 complex; cytosol. Lineage: Eukaryota; Metazoa; Arthropoda; Insecta; Hemiptera; Aphididae.